UGUCCACAGGGGGGCACUGCCCCAGAGUGAGGCGGCGUCUGCGGUCCCGGGAGUCAGCGUCUCUGAAACUGGCAUCGCGUGCGUCUUGUCGCUCUCCAGGUUCCCCAGGCGCGCGGCUAUGGUGUCGGGCUGAGCUGUCGGCGGGGCGGAGGAGCUGAGCUGCGGGAUGGAGGGGCCGCUGGAGCCGAGCUCCGAGACGAUCCUGCGCUUUCUCGCCGAGCGCGGGGGCCGGGCCCGGCACUCGGAAUUGGUGCAGCACUUCAGGGACGCCCUGGGCGGCCAGCGCGAGCAGCGCACCCGCGCCCGCGAACACUUCAAGGAACUGGUCAACGCGGUGGCCACCGUGCGCACCGACCCCGCGGAUGGUACCAAGUAUGUGCACCUCAAGAAGAGGUUCUGGACAGGGGGGUCCCCUCCGCUGGAGGCCUCGCUCCCCCGGGACCUACCGCGUAUCGAGGUGACUGAGGAGCCUCCAGUCCCGGACCUUCCAGCCGAGCCCUGCGAGGGCAGCCCGCUCCAGGAGGGGGCAGAUCCACAGUUGUCUCUCGGGCUGGGUGGCGAAGCGAGUGACCCGGAGCCUCCGAUCCCUGCUCAGAGUGGGGCCCAGGGUAAGAACUCGCCGCAGGAGGGCCAGGCGGAGUCCUGGGCUUCAGUCGCCGGGCCCAGCGAGAACCUGAAACUCCCAUCACAGGGCGGUGAGGAGGUCGAAGGGACCAGUUCCCCCGGUGGGCCGAAUACGCCGAGGUCGGCUCGUCAGAACUUUCGGGACCUGGUGAUGGGCAGCUCCCCUCAACUCAAGAGGAGCGCGGGCCCGGGGGACGGUAGCUCUGGGAGCAUCUCCGGAGGGGGUCGCGGCCGAGGAGGGGGCGACUCGGAUAGCGCAUCGUUGGCUUCGUCAUCCGCCGAAGAGGAGAGCAGCGGUGCGGGCGCGGUCACUCUGGAUCCCCUGGAGCACGCCUGGAUGCUCUCGGCUUCGGAGGGCAAGUGGGACAGCCUGGAAGGGCUGCUCACUUGUGAGCCUGGCCUGCUGUCGAAGCGAGACUUCAUCACCGGCUUCACCUGUCUCCACUGGGCCGCCAAGCACGGCAGGCAGGAGGUCCUGGCCAUGUUGGUCAACUUUGCCAGCAAACACCAGCUGCCAGUGAACAUCAAUGCCAGGUCGAGCGGCGGCUACACUGCCCUCCAUUUGGCGGCCAUGCAUGGGCACGUGGAGGUGGUGAAGUUACUAGUCGGGGCCUAUGACGCAGAUGUGGACAUCAGGGACUACAGCGGGAGGAAGGCCUCUCAGUACCUGAGCGAGAGCAUCGCAGAGGAGAUCAAGAGCCUGGUGGGAGCCAUGGACGAAGAUGAUGGGGACAGUACCACCGGCCGCGGGAGUGGGCGCUGGAGACUUUCGAAGGUGCUCCCGUCACACCUCAUCACUUACAAACUCUCGCAGGGCAUGGAAGAUGGAACUGAACAUCACCAUCACCACCACCACCACGUCGCCGAAGGAUGGCCCGGAAGCAAAGCAAAAGAUUCAGGUCGCAAAGCCUUGGGCAGCUCCAGUGGACGGAUAAAACCACGACUCAACAAAAUCCGAUUCCGAACCCAGAUCAUUCACACCACACCCUCCUUCAAGGAUACCGAACAGGCCCUGGAGGAAGGGGAAGAGGAGGAAGAGGAAAGGUCUCUUAAAGGCUACUCAUCUUCCUUCAAACUGAGACCGAAGUCCAAUGUAUUUGGGUAAAAAAAUAAUCCGUGCUAGAAAUGCUAAGGUUUAGUUGUCUUCAAGGUAGAAUAAUAGUGGCUGUGGAUAGAUAAGAGAGUGGAACCAGAAAAGACAGGAUAACAUUACGAAUUUUAACUUGUGGGCUUGGGGUGGUCCGUAGUAAUCCUUUCAGGAUAGCCAUUCUGGGGCGAGAGAAUGUCUUAAAUGAUUCACAAUCCAUUGAUCUGUGCCUCUCUCCCCACCCCACCCUUGUAACCUGGGACAUGUGAGAACUGGAAUGGACUGAUGACUAAGAGCUGCUUUGCUUUAACCAUUUCUAGAUACCAUACACAGUAAGGACUGCCACACUUUCACGCCUGUUUUUCCAAGUCACUCUUAGGACAUCAGAAAAUGCAAACUGUAUGCUAAUAGAAACUGAGCCUGGUCAUGUUUGUAAGUGAACCAAACUAUGGGCUGUCCUGGUUUCUUACUGUUCAGUUCGCACUUGCUCCUUAAGGUGCUAACGAAGGUCCAGGUCAGAGUUGAAAUGUGAAACUGCAAACGAGAAUUAUGUGAGUCAAGCUGGGAACCCUGUUGGUAUCUUACUUAUAGUAUAAGCAGCGGUUCCCAUUUUUCAAAAGCAAUUUCAGUUUUAAUCACUGAACUAAAGAAAUAAGCAGCGUUUGCUUUUGAGUUAUUGUAAUAUGGUUUGUGCCCAUAUAAUGCUAUUCAGUAUACGGUACAUGAUUAAUCACAAAUUUUUAUUUAAAUAGAACACUUAGCAGUCUAUGGUACUUUUUUAAAUGUGUGUCUUGAUGAGCAUUAACUUGUUUUGCUACUCUGAAAUUCUCACCUUUCUGGGGUUUGUACUCUGGCGAUUCUUUUUGAUGAAACUUACGGUACUUAGACUGAUUUACAUAUUACUUAAAUCUUUUCUUGUUUAGAAAAUAGCAGAAAUCAGUAUAAGUAUUAAUAAGCCUAUGCUUCUGUGAAGUAGUUAUUAAAUCAAUUUAAUAUGGUUCUCAUAUAAGAGAUAUUUAAUUUUAUUAAUACAUUCACAGUCUCUAUGCUUCAUAGCAACAUUUUACAAAUGUUCAAAAUCUUUCACUUUUCUUACAUUUCUUCGUAUCUACUCAAAGAGCUAUCUGUGGUAUAGUUACUUAAAAGCUAGAUAGUUUGCCCAUUUAAAAAUGGGCAGAUGUGUUAUACUUUAUAGAAAGAAAAGGAAACGGAACCAUUUGUGUAUUUCAAUGCUGCUAGCUAUUGCAUUUCCUCAUAUAUACAUGGAAAAAUACUGUCCCUUAAAAUUAAAGACUUUCAUAACUGCGAUCCUUAAUUACAUUCCAUUCAUUUGUGUUUGAGUAAAUGGCUUUAUAAUCACUUUAAAAUUUAACUCACAAACCUAUUAAAUCUUGUAACAGGAUUAGAAACUUCUGUAGGAGACUGAUUUGACCAAAUCCUCUCUCCGUCUUUCUGGUCUGAUUGUUGAAACCUAAGUUGUUAGAACCUACAAGCUGGGGGGGGGGGGGGGGGGGGUGUGAACAGCCCAGCCCACAAAGUGAGGAGACUGCAUGGUUGUACAGAGCUGCAACAUUUUGUUGUUAACUUUCCCAAGUAGUAGAAAUUUCUAACAGAUUUGUCACACCUCUCUCAAGGUAGCAGGUAAAAUUGUUUAAAUAUACUCAUGAAACACAUUCGUUGUGGCUAAGGAGAUGACUCGGUAGGUAUGAGCAUUUGUUCUACAAGCCUGAGUACCUGUGUUUGGAUCCCCAGCACCCAUAGGAAAGGCUAAGCCUUUAUAUGAGGAUGCCUGUAACCCAGCACUGGGAGGUGAGACAGGCAGAUCCCCAGAGCCCAGGGGCCGGCCAUCCUACUUGAAACAGUGACUUCUAGUUCAGGGAGAGACUGUCUCAAGGCUAUAAGGAAGGCAUAGAGGAAAUCACCUGACAUUCUACUCAGGCCUCAGAGUAAGCACACAUACGGGUGCUCCCAAACAUUCUCGUGCCUACACUACACACACACACACACACACACACACACACACACACACACACACAUAAGUUGUUAUCCACUUAUGUGCCUUUAUCUUUGUUUUAGGAUUUAAGAAGUAGUUUGUGUACAUUGAUAAGCACUUUUUCUGUAUAUGAGUGAAAAGCCAGUGUAAAAAGCAAUCGUGUUCCAUGUAUAGACAUUAACUAUAUCUAGUGCAGAAUAAGCUUACAAUUCCCAUCAAGGACUUUUAAAUUCCAUUUAAGAUAAGGCAACUAUACAAGUAGAUGUUUUAGAACCACAUAAAGGUUCUAGUAAACAGUCAUUUUUAAUCCCUUCACAUGUAUGUUAGUAAUUAAUUGAAUAAAAUCUAUAAUUUUCUAGAUUUUUAGAUACCAAGUAAAUACAUCAUUUAACUUUGUCUUUACACUAAAUGUUUAAAACUCUGAUAAAACAUUUAAAUUGAGUCAUUCCUGGACUGGCCAGACAACUAGGCAGAUAAAAGUGAUUGUCUUACAAGCCUGAAGAACUGAGUUUGACCCUAGAACCCACAGUAGAAGGAGAGCUAACUCCUGAAAGUUGUCCUGUGAUCUCCACAUGUGUGCCGUGGCAUAUGCAUUCCUGUACUCACAUGCAUAUACACACAAACGCAAAAUUAAUAAAUUCAAAUUUUAAAAACAAAAAAGAGGGAACUCCUAGCAUUCCUUGUCAUAAUGCACUUUGUACAGUAAGUAUAAAAUUUCAAGCUACUUAACUCCAUUCCUCUUACUUUUCAAUUUCCAAAUCAAGAGUAGAAAAAAUGAUUGUAUAAUUUGAUAAUCAUGAAGUUGUAUCUCCCAAUAGUGGCAAUACAUUAAAUACAGGCGUCUAUUAACAAGAGACUGUGUAGUUUAAAUACAAGUUUGUUCACGUGUUUUUCAGGUACGCUUGUAACUAUGAAUGUCAGUUUGCCUUUAUGGUAUGUAAAAUGAAGUAAACUGUGGUACUAGUUUAUUCACACCUGAAAUAUUGGAAUAUGACGUUUGUCUUUUGCUUUUUAAGUAAGUCAAAGUUUGUGAAUUUCGGUAAAUUUUGUCAAAAUAAAAUGUUCAUGGUAGAAAUUGAA
Molecule: messenger RNA, 4784 nt
Organism: Peromyscus leucopus (white-footed mouse)
Lineage: Eukaryota; Metazoa; Chordata; Mammalia; Rodentia; Cricetidae
Gene: Sowahc
Product: sosondowah ankyrin repeat domain family member C
Exons: 1
Coding region: 167-1729 (520 amino acids)
Molecular function (GO): protein binding
Source: RefSeq, a predicted model, not a curated record